GCUCGGCCCUUUCAUUCAUGCUAAUGAUAUUCUAAUAGACAGCUGUAUGCAGUUGUAGUAAGAGCAUGCGCAGUGCGUGAAAAGAAUACGGCGAAGAUUCAAAGUUUUUGUUCAAUUUUUGCCAUAACCGAAAAACAAACUGACUAUGUUUGGCUUUCACAAGUCAAAGAUCUACCGGAGUAACGACGGCUGUUGCAUCUGCAAGACCAAGUCGUCCAGUUCACGCUUCACAGACAGCAGUCGAUAUGAAGAGACUUUCGGACUCUGUUUUGGGCUGUCAGAAGAUCGUGUUGGAGACAUUUGCAAUGCCUGUGUGUUGCUAGUGAAGAGGUGGAAGAAGCUACCUAAUGGCUCCAAGAAAAACUGGAACCAUGUGGUGGAUGCCAGAGCUGGGCCAGGCUUCAAGAUGACAAAACCCAAGAAGAUCAAGAACAGUGAUGGGAAGAAGAAAAGCAAGCUAAAGAAGCUUCACAAGUUAAAGAGACAAACAGACUCUGAUGCCCACAGCACAACCUCCAGUGUGUCUCCUGCGCAGUCCCCCAGUUACAGCAACCAGUCAGAUGAUGGCUCAGAGAUCGAGUCCAAACAGAGACGCCCGACUCCAACCAUCUUCUCUUUCCUGGACCGUUCAUACUGGAAAAGGCAAAAGGUGUGCUGUGGGAUCGUCUAUAAGGGGCGGUUUGGAGAGGUGAUUAUUGAUCCUCGACUCUUCAAACCCUGCUGCAGUUCCAAAAAUCUGGCGUCCACACAAGUGGCUGCACACCUUCCAGACGCGCUUCCUCCACAACUCCCAGAAGACAUGAAAGAAACCUGGUGAUUGCUUUUGUUGAAUCCCCCUGUAGGGUUAUCCAUGGCAUCCUCCAGGAUUUGUCUCCAGUGGCAGACCUCCUAAUUUCCACUCCCCCAAUUAGAGCAGUUAGUUAGAUGUUUCUUUUCUAUGUAAUGUUCCUUUUUAUAUGGGUAUUUUUUAACUUUUGUAUAGAGUUGAUUUUCUUUUCUUUUUAUAGAAAGUAAAAGACAAAAAAAACAACAACUUAUGGGCAUUAGUGUUUAUUUAUAGGCUGAGGAAGCAAAUUUUGUUGAGGCUCCGUUUUUGGUUAUUUUGUAUUAAGUGAUGAAUGCUUUGUAAAUAUUGUCACCUUUUCAUACAUAUCAAGACUGUUCUAUAUAUAUUUUUUUUUUAAUAUAAUUUGUCUGAUUGUAAUUGUGUGUGUAUAUGAAACACACCAGCUAUUCUAAUACCAGCUUUUUUGUGUGUUGAAGUAACUCUUCAACAUGUUGCUGCAACGUCUUGUCUCAUCUGUUUUUUUUUUUUUUUUCUUCUUCAUAUGUGCGACUGCGUGAGUCUGUAGGAUUUGUAGUGCACAAAUGGCUGUUGGUUAGCCCAGGGAUAAUUAGUACAACUGUUCUAUGAGCUUUUAAUGUGUGUAUAUAGUUAAGAACACACAAACUCCCAGAAACUUUCACAUCUUAAGCAUGCUACAAGUUUGAAACGCUCCAUUUUGAUUUGUUCAUCAGUUGGUGCACAUUGACUCAGAUAGAUGUGGUUAGACCAUGCAUGCAGUACAUUCCUCCGCCUUUUUGAAUGACGAAAGUAAUUAAUUUAUUUCUUUUGUACAGCCUCCAAUGAAAUGACAAUGCAUGUUGUAAAGCAAAUAUUUUAAAAAUGGAUUUUGUAAAUACAGUGUUUUGACUCUUGGUACACUCGAACCUUUUUAAAUUACAGGACUUCUGUAAAAAAAAAAAAAAAAAAGUUUGUCUAAGGUGCUGAAAACAUGUACUUUUACACUAAGCCAGUUGAUGGGUUUUUAUCACAUUUUCACAUCUAAUUUUGUCAGACAUAUUUCUGUAAUGGCGUGCAAGGCUUUAGCCUAUGCUCUGCAGAAAUAUGUGUAAACUGCAGGGAACGGUAGAUGUUUAAUUCCAGCAUCAGUAAGCUGUAUUAUUCCUUAUUUGUUUGAUUGCUAA
Messenger RNA from Cottoperca gobio, 1968 nucleotides. RefSeq names its product SIN3-HDAC complex associated factor, like (gene sinhcafl). Gene Ontology annotation, biological process: negative regulation of cell migration. The record is from RefSeq and is a predicted model, not a curated record. Gene Ontology annotation, cellular component: Sin3-type complex. The transcript is spliced from 6 exons. NCBI's taxonomy places the organism in Eukaryota, Metazoa, Chordata, Actinopteri, Perciformes, Bovichtidae. Bases 146 to 817 code for a protein of 223 amino acids.